This is a messenger RNA of Amborella trichopoda, 6560 nucleotides long. Its product is annotated as Pentatricopeptide repeat (PPR) superfamily protein. Lineage: Eukaryota; Viridiplantae; Streptophyta; Magnoliopsida; Amborellales; Amborellaceae. Gene Ontology annotation, molecular function: RNA binding; protein binding. The record is from RefSeq and is a predicted model, not a curated record. Gene Ontology annotation, biological process: RNA modification.
UUCUCUUCCCGUCCUCGACAAUUUCCUGUAUAUUGAUCCGUUUUAUUAUAACAAAUCGCUAUUUUUCUACUAGACCCGAACAAAUCGCCAUUUCUCUACUUGACGCGGGCAAUUUCGUGUAUAUUAAGCGAUUCCCUUAUCGGACAGGGGAUUCCGUCCCCACCCAUUUUUUUUAAAAUCACUGGGAGAGAGUAAUGGCUUCUCACUUCUUUCGCCUACAUGAAAUGAAAACGUAGAAACAAGUCCUUUGCAUCUCACAUUUCUUAGAUCGAUAUUCGUUCUUAACAUGGGAUGUUUGUUUCUCCAUCUUGCAUUACAUUUCUCAAUCCUUCACGCCCCAUUCUCACUCGCAACCCCUCCCUCUUUCUCUCUUUCCAACUCCUAUCCCCCGAUGCUGUUCCUCAAUUCGCUGAAACUGGCUUCACCACCAUUUCUGCAACUCAAGCCCAUGACCCCCAAACUCGCCUUUCCUUGCUUCUCCAAGCUUGCAAAGAGGCGCCUUCUCUCUCUACCACUAAACGCCUUCACUCCCUCUCCAUCGUCAUGGGCUCGAACUUAUCUUCUCUCUUCGCCCAAAACAACCUGCUCGUGCUUUAUUCUGAAUGCGGCGAGCUUGAGUAUGCGUGCAAAGUGUUUGACAUGAUGCCCCAACGAAAUGCCAUCUCUUGGAACUCGAUUAUCAGAGCUAAUGCCAUGCUUGGUCAUGAAGAAGAAGCUUGGGAGCUCCUCUAUCGAAUGAUGGGUGAUGGUUUUACGCCCACCCAAUUCACAUUUGGCACCAUCUUAUCAUUGUACCCAAGUUAUGACGCUUCUUCUCAAUUGCAGGCAUUGAUGAUAAAAACUGGGCUCUCUGUUAACGAAUUUGCAGGGACUACACUCCUGAGAGUCUUUGCAAGACAAUCUGAUAUCGAAUAUGCGUGCAAGUUGUUCAAUGAAAUGCCUCAUCGUAAUGUGGUGACAUGGAAUUCAAUGAUUUUUGGUUAUGCUGAAAAUGGCUGCUACAAGGAGGCCUUGUGUUUGUUUCGAGAUCUUUUGAGAGAGCAUAUAAGACCCACCAAGCCCACUUUCUUGGCAAUUCUUUUUGCAUGCCAAGAGGCAAUUGAGUCUGGUGAGCAAGUACAUGGUUUAGCAAUCAAAACAGGAGGAGAAAUCUUUGUGGAAGUGGAAAAUGCUUUGAUUUACAUGUACUCGAAGUGUGGUAGCAUUGGAAAUGCUGAAAAGAUGUUCAAAAUGAUGUGUGUUCGAGAUGUGGUAUCAUGGAAUUCCAUGAUCACGGCUUUCUCAAAGUGGGGCAAGCCUGAGAAAAUGUUGGAGCUUUUCUUGUUCAUGAAUUUGCAUGGCUUAUCAGCCAGCUACACCACUUUUUCCACCAUUCUUACCUCUUGUAGUAGCUUGAGUAGCUUGUGUUUUGGUAGAUAUAUCCAUGCUAAGACCAUCAAGAGCAAUCUCAAUGUUAAUAUUUUUGUUGGUAGUGCAUUGGUUGAUAUGUAUGCAAAAUGCGAUGAUUUAUGGGAUGCUCAUCUAGUUUUUGAGGAGAUGCCCGAGAGAAAUGUGGUCUCCUGGAAUGCUUUGAUCUCUGGCUAUUCUAAUUCCAAUCACAUAGUCCAUCGGCAACUGGCCCAAUUGCUUUUUAAAAGAAUGCUGAAUUCUGAUGUAAUACCUAAUGAGUACACAUAUUCAGGUGCUCUUAAAUCAUCUAAUCUAGAAGGUGGGUUACAGCUUCAUUCUCAAGCCAUAAGAACUGCUUUCGAUCAAGAUGCGUAUGUGGGGAGCUCAAUUGCUGCCAUGUAUGCAAGAAACGGCCUCAUGUCUGAAGCCAGUGACUUUGCCACCCAAAUGUCUUCACUAACUGUAAUACCUUCUAACAUUAUUGCUGCAAAUUAUAGCAAAAAAGGCCAAUACUCAGAAGCUUGCGUGCUCCUUUCCACUAUCCAAGAACCCGACAUGAUCUCUUGGAAUACCCUAAUUGCAGCUUGCACUCGAAAUCACGAUUACCAAGUGGCAUUUGAACUCCUUCACCACAUGCAAUGUAGCAAUGAAAUGCCUGAUAAUUACACAUUUGUAAGCAUCUUGAGCAUUUGUUCAGAGACAUGCAACCUUGGACUAGGCAGUGCAAUUCAUGGCUUAAUGUUCAAAGCUGAUAUUAACUGUUCCGAUGGGUUUCUCCUUAAUGUGCUUGUGAACAUGUAUGCUAAGUGUGGGAGUCUUGAGAGCUCUAUCAAAGUCUUUCAAAGAAUUCCUGAAAAAAAUGUGGUGUCAUGGACUGCUAUGAUAUCUGCACUUGGUCUUCAUGGGUGUAGUAAAGAAGCCAUCAAAUGCUUUGAGGAGAUGCAAUUGGAGGGUAUCAAGCCUGAUCGUGUAGCUUUCAUGGCGGUUCUCAGAGCAUGCAGUCAUGGUGGGUUGGUACAGGAAGGGCUGGCUAUGUUUGAGGCUAUGAGAAAGAUUCAUGGGAUUGAGCCUGAGAUGGAUCACUAUGCAUGUGUGGUUGAUAUGCUUUGUCGAUGUGGUUGUGUGGAUGAGGCCGAAAGAUUUAUCAAAGACAUGCCAUUUUGCCCCAAUUUUCUAAUUUGGCGCACUUUUCUUUCUGGCUGUGCAAUGCAUGGACAUAGAAUGAUGUAUCAGCCUUUAUAUUUUGAAAUUAUGAAAGAGCUGAAGCAUUAGGUUGUGGUCAUAUUGAAAAGAAAGAGGUUAGUGGCCACAGUAGUGAUCAUUGGUGUCUACUUCAUGGAUACUUAGACAAAUUUGAUGGCUGGAAGCUCAUAAGUUCAGAGAUGUCACCAAACAAUUGAGCGACAAAAUGCAAUGCAUGCGAGUUCAAUUUCAAGAAAUGGGUUCUUCCAAAAAAGUCCCUCUUCUUCUCAUUUAUCAUGAAUUUCUUUAUGUUUUCAAAUAUUAAUCAUCCCUUUAACCAAUGCAUUUUUGGUGGGUUAGAGUUUUCUCUUGCAGAAUAUUCACUUCAUUGCUUCCAAAGAAUGGUGCUCAUUCUGCUUUCAAGAAGAAUGCCUUUUUGAGGGUCUGAGUUCCUACAGCAUGGGAGAGCUCAAAAAGCGAAGCAAGAGAUCAAGAGAAGAAGACAAGUAGUACAAGAUGAAAAACGGAAGAGUGAGUAGAACAAGAGAAGAAUGAAUUAACCUUAUGAACAAGAGAAGUUGAACCAAGAGCAGAACAGUAGAGGAAAAUGAGCAGGAAAGAAGCAGAAUUAGCCUCAGAAGGUACAUAAAUAAAAGAUAAGGUUAAAAAAAUGCUGAUAAGAAGUAGAUAUCGAGAAGAAGCAGACAUGAUGAAGAAAAGUGUCAAAGUAGAUAGGAUACAAAAGAAAGAGGAUUAUAAGGAAUACAAGACAGAAAAGGACAGUAUAGAAGAGAAGGGGAGAGCAUAGAUGCACAAUUGCAAUGGCAGAUUAAUAUCCCUGCCUAGUGGCUAUUCUCUGUAUGGCAACAUAUUGUUUUUGCUCUUAUGGGUUGGUGGGAGAUGUAUAUCAGAGGGAUAUGGUUCCAAUCAAAUGGGAAAAUGUCUCUACGGACUUGGAUUAGUUAGUGGAAGUAGGAAAAUAUGCAUCUCUUCUGUGAUGGCGAAUUGAAAGUGAUCAUUGGGCUGUUUAAAAGUCGAAAAUCAGAAAACGAAGUGCAAAUCAAGUUGAAGAUGAGGGAAGAACUUGAGGUUGAUUUGUGGCUGAUUUUUAUGAUGUUGUUGAAAAUCAUGUUUUAGACACAAUAAACGACCCAUAACUCAUCCAGUAUGUGGCGUUUUUGUGUGAUUCUUGGGGAAAAAUGUCUGUGGGGUUGUUUCUAUGAUUGUACUUUACUGGGAUAAAGAAAAUGUGGUGAAAAUCUGGUGAAACAAGCAGAAAAUGUAUAUAGAAGCAUUUUGCUGAUUUUUGGAUCAAAGCUUGUAAAAAGAACCAUAAAUCUUUUAAAUCUUAGAGCUUUGGGUAAAAUUUGUUGCAAAAAUGACCUCGAGGCAAUUCUCUGUGAUUUGGUUGUCAGAUCAUCUGUUCGCUGGCCAAAAAUGAAGAAAUAAAGGCUCGAAGGUGAUGGGUAUCGAUGAAACCAUGCUUUUCAGGGGCAUAUCAUAAUAUUUUCAUUAUUUUAACCUUAGAAAAUGCCCUUUCUCAAAGUGAUAGGAUGAAAAGCUGAGUUUUCACCGACAUAUUCACCCAACCCAACAGUUGAUUUUCCAACCUAAUGUGAAACCCAUCUAUAAAUGGCCUAAGUCCCUUUCUUUUCUAAAGAUGGAGACCAUUUGUUCAGUUUAGGGUGUAGAGAACUCUAGUGAGAGAAUGCCUCCUAGAGAGAGAAACCAUAACGUAGAAGUGGAGGGAAAAAUCUCCUUAGAGGGAUAAUGCAAGCUAGAGAGAGAAAUUCUCUUAGAACGAAAAACCCAUUUACCUUUAGGCUUCUAUAUUCUAGGGAGAGAAACUCCAAACCCCAUCUGAACCCUAGCAAGCAAUACCUCAUAUCAACCCAAAUAAGCAAAAAGAGAGGGCCGAACCAUCAGUUAAUCCGUGAGCAUGAUAUGAGCUGAAUGAUCUAAGAGGACUUGCCUAACCCAGCCUAGGAUAUUCCCAACCCAAUUUGUGCCAAUUUGUGAGCAUCUAUUUACUUUAUUGAAAUUUCUCUAUUUUUUAUUUUCUUGUUUGUGUUUUUUUUAAUUUUUGGAGUCAUUUUAUAUAUAUAUUAUCACGUGCACACACAUCCACACGCGGAAAUUGGCGCAGGCUUUUAUUAUGACUCCACCGGGAAUCUCCAUCCCACUUCUAUUUAGUUUUAUAUUUUUGCAUAUUUUUCCAAUGUUCUUAAGGUCAUUUUUCUUGCCCGGAUGGAUAUGACCCCUUAACUUAUUUCUUGGUUGGGGACUUUGUGAUCUUGCUCCCCGCUCCCUGGAACUUCAUCCAGGUACACGUGCCGCCAUUGCCCUUCCAUUUACCGGCAAGGUUUGCACUGUCGGUGCAACCAUCGUCGCCACUUCCUUAGGUUGUAGCACCGCUGGCCUAUCCCACCAUGAACCCACCGACGGUGCAAUUGUCAGAGCCACUUCCACCGGCGGUAGCACUGCCAGCCCAUGCCACCAUAGACCCACCUGCUGUGGUUCUACUUCCACCAGCGGUAGCACUGCUGGCGCAUCCACCAUAGUCCCAGUGGCGGUGCAACUGCCGACACCACUUCGAUCAGUGAUAGCAUCUCUGGCCUGGCCGCCCUUUUUUACCAUGCCCACUGGCGGUGUACGGCCAUCACUUCACCCACCUGUGAUAGCACUCCUGGCCUCCAUUCUGACGUCCACAGCCGUGGUGCAUAUUGCACCACCAAACCCAUACCUCAUAAAGCCACCAGUGGUAGGAGAGGAGACCCAUCGUUCGUUGCCAGUGCCUUCCUCUUUUACCACUGGUGGGUUCCCUCUGCUGGUCCCAUAAAUACCAGUGAUCGGUUCCCACCGCCGGCUAGGCCUUUUCACUAGCUCCGCCAGUCUCCUCAUCAUGUGCCGUUGUUCCCCCUAUACUUAAAACUACUAGUAGCUCUUCAAGGCACACUGUCGGUGCCACUAGUCAAGCACGGCCUGCCACCAGCCACACACUGCCAGUACUGCCCAUGCUCGUACUGCUGUUCCCUUGAAGACCCACACCCUUCAAAUACCCAUAUUCAUCUCCCACCUUAUUUUUGUGUGGAUGGUUGUGCCCUUGGGUUGGGGACAUCUAGUACCUGGCCUUCUCUUGCCCAAUGCUCUUAAUUGGUGUGGAUUAUUGUUCCCCGUAGAACCGGGAAGAGUUGGCGGGCAAGUAGAGUUUGUGAUAGAUACUAAUGUUGCCAAGCUGAAAUGCGUCUGUUUUUAAACCUGGCCUCUGGUGCUUUUAAAGUGGCGAACCAAACUUUGGAGCCAAAAGACCCCUCUAUUUCUAGACCGAAACCAUUCUUAAGCUCACCUACCACUCAUUACAUGGAUAACAGUUCCAUUGGGCUGGGGGCAUCGAGUACUUGGCCUACUCUUGCCUGUUUCACUUGAUCGGUAUCAAUAGGGGCAUUGUCCAUUGUAGAACCGAGAAGAGUUUGUGAGGGAUACUAAUGCCAGCAACCCAAAAUGCUAUCCCUCUGAACUCAGGCCCAUUCCCCCAAAAAAUACUAACAAAACCUUGAGACCACAAGACCCUUUUAUUCUUAAACUCGGGUACCAAAUGCUGAGGCCCUUAGCAUCAAAUCCUUGGACCUUGAAGAUUGGGUCUAAAUCUGCACUGUGAGCAGUGUGAGCUUUGGAGUGACAUGACUUUUCACUGGGAACCUUGGAUUCUUGUGUAUGUUUUAAGUGAAUAAGCAAUUUGAAACUCCAGAAUUUAAAUUGCUUAAUCUGUUUACGUUUUGAAUGAAUAAAUGAUCCAAACAACUUUAUUUUCAAAAAAUGUUGGAUGGAAACUUCAAGUUUCAAGCUGGGGCAUACCCGUCUAAUCUUUUAGUGAAUAUGCAAUUCAAAACUUGAUUCCAAGUUCUAAACCACUUCAUUUUGAAAAAUUUUGUUAGGAAUUGAUGUCACUCAGAAAAAAAAAACCAGUGAUUCGGAACUUGAAACUUUGA